Molecule: messenger RNA, 3530 nt
Organism: Daldinia loculata
Lineage: Eukaryota; Fungi; Ascomycota; Sordariomycetes; Xylariales; Hypoxylaceae
Product: calcium-transporting ATPase sarcoplasmic/endoplasmic reticulum type
Exons: 4
Coding region: 437-3433 (998 amino acids)
Biological process (GO): calcium ion transmembrane transport; intracellular calcium ion homeostasis
Cellular component (GO): membrane
Molecular function (GO): ATP hydrolysis activity; ATP binding; P-type calcium transporter activity
Source: RefSeq, a predicted model, not a curated record
CGCUAGGUAAAUGCGAGUGAGAGAACACGUUGCUGUGUAAAAGGUCCACAUUCAACUUCAAGAGCGACGAUUUCUUUCCACCACUAUCUAUACAGUUACCUACUUCGGCACAUCCUUUCGUUUACAUUACACUCUGGCAACUUCGUUUUUCUGUGGCGACUUUCAACCAGUUACCAGUUACCAGUUACUUUCAGAGCUAGACUAGUGAUUGUCCAAAAGAUAUGUGGCAUCUUUAAAGAUUCUAUCAGAAACUCUCUUCGCAUAUCGCCAACCCCUCCACCGAUUCAAGUCUUUUUUUGAUCGAGCUGGUUCCGUUCACUUUUUAUGCUCGUUCAUAGGUAGCGAUUAACAAUCUAAAUAUCUUGUUGCAUUUGUUUAGUCUUCCCGUUAGAAAAAGAAUUACUGCGGCAUCGUCCCGCCACUCUCGUCGGCUGCCAUGGAAAGCGCCUUCGCGAAGCCUACAAAUGAGGUCUUAGCCGCCUUUGAGGUAGACCCAAAGGCUGGUCUUACAGAUGAACAGAUUACGGAGCUACGAAAUAAACAUGGGAAGAACUCUAUCCCAGACGAACCGCCGACACCCCUAUGGGAGCUUAUUCUCGAGCAAUUCAAAGAUCAAUUGGUUUUAAUACUCUUAGGAUCUGCGGCUGUGUCCUUUGUCUUGGCUCUCUUCGAAGACGAAGAAAGUGGCUGGAGCGCAUUUGUCGAUCCUUUGGUUAUUCUUACUAUUCUCGUGCUCAAUGCUGUCGUCGGCGUUUCCCAAGAAAGCAGCGCUGAAAAGGCGAUCGCCGCGCUUCAAGAAUACUCUGCGAACGUCGCUAGCGUGGUCAGGAAUAAUGGACAUGUCUCGCGGGUCAAGGCUGAAGAAUUGGUUCCUGGUGAUAUUAUCUCGGUGGCCGUUGGCGACAGGAUACCUGCCGACUGCCGUGUUAUUGCGAUCGAAAGCAACAGUUUCGCCGUGGACCAGGCUAUCUUAACCGGAGAAAGCGAAAGCGUGGGCAAGGAUAAUAAUGUAGUCGUGAAAGACGAGAAGGCAGUCCUCCAGGACCAGGUCAAUAUGCUCUUCUCGGGAACAACUGUCGUGACUGGACGUGCUAAGGCGAUCGUGGUUUUGACUGGAUCGAAUACUGCGAUUGGCGACAUCCACGAGAGUAUCACGGCUCAGAUUUCCGAGCCGACUCCUCUCAAGCAGAAGCUCAACGAUUUCGGCGACUCCUUGGCAAAGGUUAUUACAGUUAUCUGUAUUCUCGUAUGGCUGAUCAACAUCCCCAACUUCGCGGACCCAAGUCAUGGAAACUGGACCAAGGGUGCCAUUUAUUAUCUUAAGAUUGCGGUCUCUCUUGGUGUUGCAGCUAUCCCCGAAGGUCUUGCCGUUGUUAUCACUACAUGCCUAGCCUUGGGAACCCGCAAGAUGGCCGCAAAGAAUGCUGUCGUCCGAAGCCUGCCAUCUGUUGAAACACUAGGAAGCUGCAGUGUUAUUUGCUCAGACAAGACGGGUACUCUUACAACGAACCAGAUGAGUGUGAGCAAGAUCGUCUACAUUAACGCAGAUGGUACCGACUUAGAAGAGCUUGACGUUGAGGGUACUACUUUUGCACCGAAAGGAGACAUCAAGCAUAACGGCAAAGUGGUGAGGGAUCUUGCUCAAAGCUCAAGUACAAUCCGCCAGAUGACCGAGGUCGCUGCCCUUUGCAAUGAUGCUAGACUCGUGUACGAUACCCGAUCCGGUACUUUCUCUAAUGUAGGAGAGCCCACCGAAGGAGCCUUAAGGGCUCUAGCCGAAAAGGUUGGACCAUGCGCACCGACAAACUGGAGACUUGAGGACAGCGUCCACCACGCCAGCGGCUGGUAUGAAGCCAAGUUCCCUCGACUUGCCACAUAUGAAUUCUCUCGAGACCGGAAAAGCAUGUCUGUCCUUGUCCAAGCCGGUGACCAACAAAAGCUUCUGGUUAAAGGUGCCCCUGAAUCCAUUAUCGAGCGUUGUGCGUUUACCUUGGUUGGUGCUGAUGGCAACCGUGUUCGUAUCGACAACAAGCUUCGUGGUCUGCUCUUGAAGGAGGUCGUCGAAUAUGGUAACCGUGGACUACGAGUUAUUGCCCUUGCUAGCUUAGAUGAUGUUGGAUCCAACCCCCUACUUCACAAUGCCAAGUCGACAGCUCAAUAUGCCCAACUGGAACAGAACCUCACCCUACUAGGUCUCGUCGGUAUGCUAGAUCCUCCUCGACCAGAAGUUCCUGGCGCUAUUAAGCAAUGUAAGGACGCCGGUAUCAGAGUUAUCGUUAUCACGGGUGACAAUCGCAACACCGCGGAGAGCAUCUGUCGCCAGAUCGGAGUCUUUGGAGAAUAUGAGGACCUUACGGGCAAGAGUUUCACUGGCCGAGAAUUCGACAACUUAAGCCCUAGCGAGCAGCUAGAAGCAGCGAAACAUGCAUCUCUCUUCUCGCGUGUGGAACCCAGUCACAAAUCGAAGCUUGUAGAUCUCCUCCAGUCUCUCGGUGAAGUUGUAGCUAUGACUGGAGACGGUGUCAAUGACGCUCCCGCUCUCAAGAAAUCGGAUAUUGGUGUUGCAAUGGGAUCCGGUACUGACGUCUCCAAGUUGGCUGCCGACAUGGUCCUUGCGGAUGACAAUUUCGCUACUAUCGAGGUUGCUAUCGAGGAAGGCCGAUCUAUCUACAAUAACACGCAACAGUUCAUCCGCUACCUCAUCUCCUCGAACAUCGGAGAAGUCGUCUCAAUUUUCCUUACUGCCGCCCUGGGUAUGCCGGAAGCUCUUAUUCCUGUCCAACUGUUAUGGGUCAACCUCGUCACCGAUGGUCUGCCUGCUACCGCCUUGUCUUUCAACCCUCCGGACCAUGAUAUUAUGAAGAGACAACCACGAAAGCGAGAUGAACCGCUCAUCGGCGGCUGGCUGUUCUUCAGGUACCUGGUUAUUGGAUCUUACGUUGGUAUCGCCACUGUCGCCGGAUAUGCCUGGUGGUUCAUGUAUAACCCCGAGGGUCCUCAGAUUAAUUUCUACCAACUUUCUCACUUCCACCGAUGCUCCACUGAGUUUUCGGAAAUCGGAUGUGAGAUGUUCGGUAACGAAAUGGCUAAAGCAGCAUCGACGAUAUCCCUUUCUAUCCUCGUCGUCAUCGAGAUGCUGAACGCUAUGAACGCCCUAUCGUCUAGCGAGUCCUUACUAACCCUACCCCUCUGGAAGAAUAUGAUGCUAGUCUACGCCGUCACUUUGUCGAUGGCGCUCCACUUUGCACUCCUUUACACUCCCUUCCUCCAGAGCCUGUUCUCCAUCCUGCCUCUUAACUGGAAUGAGUGGAAAGCGGUGCUUAUCAUCAGCGCACCAGUUAUUAUCAUCGAUGAAGUCCUCAAGGCUAUCGAAAGGCAGUUCUUCAUCCAGAAGACGACGGAUGAUGUUACAGAGGCCAAGAAGAAGGCGUAGCGGGGCAUAGAUCUAAGUUCUACAUAGACUAGAGUAGACGUAUUACACUGCAUAUGCAAAUUAGGCUGCGCAAUAUAGAUGUAUAAGAAAUACGAUG